AUGGAUUUUGUUGCUGGAGCCGUCGGAGGUGUCUGCGGUGUUGCUGUGGGUUACCCCCUGGACACGGUGAAGGUCAGGAUCCAGACGGAGCCCAAGUACACGGGCAUCUGGGACUGUGUCCGGGACACGUAUCACCGGGAGCAGCUGCGGGGCUUCUACAGGGGCCUCUCGCUGCCCGUGUGCACCGUGUCCCUGGUCUCCUCCGUGUCCUUCGGCACCUACCGCCACUGCCUUGCGCACAUCUGCCGGGUCCGCUACGGCAGCGCCGACGCCAAGCCCGCCAAGACCGACAUCACGCUCUCGGGGUUUGCCUCCGGCCUCGUCCGCGUGUUCCUGACCGCGCCCACCGAGGUGGCCAAGGUCCGCCUGCAGACGCAGGCGCAGCAGCGGCGGCGUCCCUCGGCCUCGGGGCCCUUGGCCACGCCCCCCACGUGCCCCGAGCCCCCCGCGGGUCUGCCGGCCGGGCCCAAGUACCGCGGGCCGCUGCACUGCCUGGCCACGGUGGCCCGGGAGGAGGGGCUGCGUGGCCUCUACAAGGGCAGCUCGGCCCUGCUCUUCCGGGACGGGCACUCCUUCGCCACCUACUUCCUCUCGUACGCCAUCCUCUGUGAGUGGCUGACUCCCGCCGGCCAUAGCCGGCCAGAUGUCUCGGGCGUGCUGGUGGCCGGUGGCUGUGCGGGGGCGCUGGCCUGGGCCGUGGCCACGCCCAUGGACGUGAUCAAGGCGCGCCUGCAGGCGGACGGCCGGGGCCACUGUCGCUACCAGGGCCUCCUGCACUGCGUGCUGACCAGCGUGCGGGAGGAGGGGCCGCGCGUGCUCUUCAAGGGGCUGCUGCUCAACUGCUGCCGUGCCUUCCCCGUCAACAUGGUGGUGUUCGUGGCCUACGAGGCCGUGCUGAGGCUCACGCAGGGCCUGCUCACAUAGCUGGUGCCCCCCACCCACCCCAGGCCGGGGGGCGCCAACCUGCCAAGAGCUCCCAGGGGGGCUGCAAGGAGCUAGAGGAGGCGGAGGGGAGUGCGAGGGUCUGGACCCAGGGGGCUAAUACCCCCCGGCCCGGCGACAGACCAUGAGGGGAGGUGGGGGGCCCUGCCUGCCGCUGGCUCUGUUGACCUGAGGGUCAGAGCCAGGAAGGAGCGGCAGGCCCCUGGGGAUGAGGAUGUGUUGGCCCAGGGCUGUCUGUGCAUUUGGUUGGUGGGUCCGUCCCUGGCUUCCCUUUCAGCCUUCCCCACCGCCCUGGGUCCUCAGGGCACCCCUGCGUCCAGCUGACACCCCCUCCUGCACCCCACCCUCCUCAGUCAGCUCUCCCUGCUCUGCGGGCCGCCCUUCAGGCCUGGGACCCGGGCACAGCCGUCGGGCGCCCGCCGGCUCGGUCCCUGCACCAGGCAGCCCCGGGAGCUUCGUGUGAGGCCUGGUCCCCCUUGUUCCACCUGCAGAGCCAGGACUCAGCGGGGAGCUGUUGCUAAUAACACGUUUUUCUCAGGCUGCUCAGGCAUGUUGCUCUGUGUUCUGUGGGGCUGGUGACUGUUUUCUGCCUCGUCAGCUGGUCCUCAGAGGCCAAGGCCCUUGCCGCCUGAGUGGCCGGGGCGCCCACCAGGCGGACAGUGCACGGAGGCCCAGCGCAGCUCCCGACUCCCCCAGCUUGUGCGAGGAGCCCGCCGCAGCACAAAGCCGGUUCUCCUUACUCCCCUCCCCGUCCCAAACCCACCGACUUUCUGAGUCAAGACCAGGGCCUGCAGGAGGGGGCCGGUGUAUCCUCAGCACCGUGGGGUCCUCAAGCAGGUCAUCACGCUGGCUCAGAGGGGGAGCCAGGCCUGCCCAAGGCCACACGGCAGGGAGGAUGGGGGACCUCACACCCGC
This is a messenger RNA of Dama dama (fallow deer), 1857 nucleotides long. RefSeq names its product solute carrier family 25 member 47 (gene SLC25A47). The record is from RefSeq and is a predicted model, not a curated record. Gene Ontology annotation, molecular function: transmembrane transporter activity. NCBI's taxonomy places the organism in Eukaryota, Metazoa, Chordata, Mammalia, Artiodactyla, Cervidae. Gene Ontology annotation, cellular component: mitochondrion. Gene Ontology annotation, biological process: transmembrane transport. Bases 1 to 924 code for a protein of 307 amino acids. The transcript is spliced from 6 exons.